AUGAAAGCAGAGACUUCGCAAACGUCUCUGCCAACAGCUGAAAAUUUAGAAUUGCAGCCACCGCCAUUAAUAUCACAACAAGCAAAUCAUCAACAUCAUCAUCAUCAACAACAACAACAACUGCCUUCUUCUUUACCUUUGAAACGCCAGGCAGAAGACUAUGUUUUUAACUCUGCCUUGGCAGCACAUGGUGGAAGAAGCAAUGGCAUGAAAAACAUCGACAAUAACGCAGAUAAAACAAGUGACGACGGCGCCUCUAAUGGCAUGAAACCGAGCAAGAAAAAGAGUCGCACAAAACCAAAGGGCACUAAGAUCGACCCUGGAGCUCCUCAUGGCAAAAAAACUCUCAGUAGUAGUGGUGAUGGUCGUACUAACAGCAGUACAAAUGCUCCCUUUAUUACCACCAAGGAAACUACAAGCAACAACAAUAACAUUAUUUCUCCUACAAACACCACCACCACAACCACCACCACAACCAAUAUUAACUUUCUUCUUCCUCUACAACCAUCCAUAUACCCUCCUUCAUCUACCACAAAAAUGAGCCAAAACAACGGCUUCGAAAAGACUGAUCCUAGGUCCUCUGCUGACCAGCAAUUACCAUCUACCCAGCAAAACUCUCACCAGUUACCAAUUUCAACCAGUGGAUCUGAUACACCUUCUCUUGUGACAUCUUCUCUUCCACAAUCACAUUCACAAUCACAGCCACAGCCACAGCCACAGUCACAUUCACAAUCACCACCUUUAGCAUCUUCUGGUUCAACAGCCGUCCCAGCAGCAGGUACAUUUGUGUUACCACCUAAACGCCCACGAAGACGAACAGGUUUGCCAGUGCAACCAGUUCCACGGAGCGCGAAACCUCCCGGAGAGCUGUUAACUCCGGACGAAAAAAAGGCCAACCAUAUAGCAUCAGAACAAAAAAGACGGCAGGCUAUCCGCGAAGGAUUUGAUAAGAUUACAGAGAUUGUACCGGACCUUGACAAGAGCCAAGGUCGCAGUGAGGCCACUGUUCUUUUAAAAACUGUCAAGUUUUUGCACAUGCUAAUUGAUGAAAAUACUCAGCUGGCUGAGCUUGCUAAACAGCACCAUAUCGCCAUUCCAUCUGUUGAUAAUUCCAAAGAAUCUGCCAUAGAAGAGGAUGACGAUGACAACGAAGAAACCUCAGGAAUAAAUGAUUCAUUAUCAAAAAGAUGA
Magnusiomyces paraingens is the source of this 1191-nucleotide messenger RNA. RefSeq lists its product as uncharacterized. The transcript has 2 exons. Bases 1 to 1191 code for a protein of 396 amino acids. Gene Ontology annotation, biological process: regulation of transcription by RNA polymerase II. The record is from RefSeq and is a predicted model, not a curated record. Lineage: Eukaryota; Fungi; Ascomycota; Dipodascomycetes; Dipodascales; Dipodascaceae. Gene Ontology annotation, molecular function: DNA-binding transcription factor activity, RNA polymerase II-specific; RNA polymerase II cis-regulatory region sequence-specific DNA binding; protein dimerization activity.